Molecule: messenger RNA, 2004 nt
Organism: Eublepharis macularius
Lineage: Eukaryota; Metazoa; Chordata; Lepidosauria; Squamata; Eublepharidae
Gene: DONSON
Product: DNA replication fork stabilization factor DONSON
Exons: 10
Coding region: 43-1791 (582 amino acids)
Biological process (GO): nuclear DNA replication
Cellular component (GO): nucleus
Source: RefSeq, a predicted model, not a curated record
GAGAGGUAUUCUGCUUUUCGGGUGUCUUUUUGCGCCACCGCUAUGUGUUCAGUGGUCCCAGACUAUUCACCGGGCUUCAAGAAACCCCCGCAGACGUUGCGUCUGAAGCGGAAAAGGCUUCGGAGAAGUGACUCGGUUCUUUCCUCGGGGCAAGUCCCCGCUGCGGCCUCCUCUAGCCCCCUCGGAGAUGCCGCUUUUCUCCCUCGGCCCUUUCCUGGGAUCCGCAGGCGCAACCCCUUCUCGAGCUUGGAGAAUACUCCACGCCCGCCGCUUCCAUCGGGGCCCAGCCAAUGUUUCUCCCCCACGCAGGGACUGGCGGCGAAGGAGCCGUCAAUCACCGGGAGCGACACACGUAGUGGCUCCAGCAAAGAGUUCUUAAAUGGUAUUCCUGAAGACAAGCCUAUUGGGAAAGAAGAAUUUUCUGAAACAUCAGCUCCAGCUUUAAUCAAUGACCCACAUCAGACCACUUCCCAUACUGGAGUCUCUUUUCCAAGUUACGAAUUUCCUGCGGACUGGAGCAUUAAAACACGUCUGCUCUUCAAAUCUUCCUAUUCAUUUGCAUGGGCAGAUCAUUUAAAAGCACAAGAAGAGUCUCAAGGAUUUGUUCAGCAUUGUAGAGCAACAUCAAUAAACUUGCCCCAAAAUAUUCAGGAACCAAAACUCUCCACAGAACUUCGAUGUGCUUUCCAACAAAGCCUUGUAUAUUGGCUUCAUCCCUUCCUGCCAUGGCUACAGCUGUUUCCUCGUAUUGGAGCAGACAGAAAAGUUGCUGGAAAAUAUAGUCCUUGGUCCCAUGAUGAAGUACUGCAGCAAGUUCUUAUGAGUGAAUGGUCUCUUAGUUUUACCUCUCUUUAUAAUCUGCUGAGAGCCAGGCUAUGUCCCUAUUUCUACGUUUGCACUUACCAGUUCACUGUGCUAUUCCGGGCAGCAGGGCUUGCAGGGAAUGAUAUGAUCACUGCACUGAUUUCCCCCACAACCAGAGGCUUAAGAGAAGCCAUGAAAAAUGAUGGUAUUGAAUUUAAUUUACCUUUCCAAGAAGUUAAAAAAAGAAAAUAUAACUCUUCGGCAUCCCACUUAGAAACAGGACUUGUUAAUGAUGUUAAAACAACAGGCAAGGCUGAGAAUGAAGAGGAACAAAUGAUUAGUAGUGCCGAUGAUGACGAUGAUGAAGGAUUUUCAUGGUUGGAAGAGAUGGGUGUUCAAGACAAAAUUAAAAAACCAGAAGCAAUUACUGUCAAACUCUGUAAAGAGAAAAAUGAAGUACAAUUGGAUCACAAACCUGAAUCUGUUGUACUAGUGCAAGGAACAAACACAUUCACUUUACUCAACUUCUUGAUGAACUGUAAAAGUUUAGUGGCUUCUGCAGGCCCUCAGGCUGGAAUUCCACCUACACUGCUGUCUCCAGUUGCUUUUAGAGGUGCAACAAUGCAGACACUUAAGGCUCGAAGCAUCAACGUGAAAACACAAGUUCAUUCACAGUACAAAGAUAUAUUUAGCUUGGAGAUUGUGGGCCCCAUCAUGCCUCAUUCUUUACAUUCUUUGUCAAUGCUGCUCAAAACUGCUCAAAAGGGAACUUUUUCUGCUGUGUGUUACACACAUGAGCCAACAGCAGUGUUUAAUACACGCACUAACAAUGAGAAGAGCACAAUGAAAGAAUCCCUUAACAAAGACCUUAGUGGGACUGGACUGCAUCUCAGCACCUUGAACCAACUGGCACUCCCUCCAACAUUAGGAAAGUCUUGUAUACGGCUCUUAGAAAUGAAUGAUUAUAUCUAUAUAUGGAAGUCCUAAGUAAACAAUGUCACUCAACAAAAUAAAGUUCCCAGUGAUGUCCUCUGAACACUUAUGUUGCUGUUCUGCCUGUCUAAAACAGCAUCCCAGGAAGACCAUCUCGUUUACAAAAUUGUAAGCUAAUUCUACAAUGUAGUUAACUUUCAUAAAGUGACUUGAUCAAACUUGACUAUUUUGUGUAGUAUAUCACAACCUUUGCCUCUUUAAGACAAA